Anopheles funestus (African malaria mosquito) is the source of this 671-nucleotide messenger RNA. RefSeq lists its product as uncharacterized. The record is from RefSeq and is a predicted model, not a curated record. Lineage: Eukaryota; Metazoa; Arthropoda; Insecta; Diptera; Culicidae. The transcript is spliced from 2 exons. The coding region runs from base 252 to 671 and encodes 139 amino acids.
AUAAUAAUAUUUUACGUACACCGGAACCAAAAAUCAUGUUACAAUGGAUUAACUUCAUUACCCAAGGCCAUUUGUAACAGCAGCCUUACUUUGCAACAACUUACAAUAGCUAAACAGUUCAUAUAAUAUGCUAAUGAGAAAGCUGAUCUUUCUCACGCUUUUUUCCCAUUAUGUUUUAACGAUCAGAUCGUUAACAAACCAUUCACAGCACCUUCCCUCAUUAGUAUAGUUCGAACAGUACCCGCGGAGAGAUGAGUUACGAGUACGUUAUUGCAACGGUUUCCGAUAGGGAACUAGUGCGUGAAGCUCUAGCCAACUACUUCUACCCAGAAGAACCACUUACCUUAGCCCAUCGGGAUGGUCCCGACGUUACGAUGGACGAUAUGGAAAAUGCCCUUUCUUUCCUUGCCCAGGGUACCAUCAUUCUGGCACGGACAUUGGCAACUCGCAAGUUAGUUGGAGUUGCGAUUGGAGGACUUUCAACCGACGUCAUCAAAGUACCAAUCACCACACGAAAUACAUCCUGCUUACCGAGGCAAUUCAAUCGGUCGUCGAUUGAUGGAGCAACAGAUCGAAUUGGCGCGUACCCGUUGGCCAACAGUUCAAACCGUCACGGUGGAAGCAACGAGUGCCGCUUCUCUGCGACUUAUGCAACGGAUUGGUAUGCGUGA